Botrytis byssoidea is the source of this 671-nucleotide messenger RNA. RefSeq lists its product as uncharacterized. Gene Ontology annotation, cellular component: cytoplasm. The transcript is spliced from 4 exons. NCBI's taxonomy places the organism in Eukaryota, Fungi, Ascomycota, Leotiomycetes, Helotiales, Sclerotiniaceae. The coding region runs from base 372 to 671 and encodes 99 amino acids. The record is from RefSeq and is a predicted model, not a curated record.
UCCAUCAUCCAUCAUCCAUCAUCCAUCAUCCAUAGUAGUCUAUCGACCGUGUCCGCUCAAAGUUCGAACUUCCGAGAUUCGGCCCGAGUGCCUAAGAUUAAAGGCAACAACUAUCUUGGCUUAGCUCCUUAGUUUCUUAUCCUAAGGUUCUGAAUCUGAUCUGAUCUCUCGUCGGUGAAUAUAUCCGAGACUACCUAUUAUCCCAAUCUCAAAAGUCAGCUCACGUCGUAACAACCUUGGAAUCUAAAACAAGCAAAUCAUAACCCAACCUUUUGCGCAUCAAACGUUUGUCGGGCUCCGGAUAAUUCACAUUACCUUUUCCAUACUGUUAUCUUAGAAAGCGUAUAAAUUUCGCCCUUCAAGUCAUAAAUAUGUUCUUCCUCAAUUUACUGACAUUUGGACUCGCGGGGAAGCUUGGAAGACUUACUCACUAUGCAUUUGAUGCUGUCCUAUGUAACUAUCCCCUCCCGAUUCUCCUUGGAGCAAAAAUCUCAGCAUUCUUGGCUGGUAUGAAGAGAUCAACUGGCUUGACACCCAGCCUUAAGAAAGAUGUCACCGAAAACAAAGAAAUCAACGGUUGGAUCGAGAAAUAUCUUGGAGUUGGUGAAUGGGUUAUGGAUACAUCGGUAGCCUUUGCAGGGUCUUCCGGCUUCUUCGAGAGAAAGAGAUGA